This is a messenger RNA of Pecten maximus, 2537 nucleotides long. RefSeq names its product beta-hexosaminidase subunit alpha-like. Gene Ontology annotation, biological process: ganglioside catabolic process; carbohydrate metabolic process; glycosaminoglycan metabolic process. The record is from RefSeq and is a predicted model, not a curated record. Gene Ontology annotation, cellular component: membrane. Bases 368 to 2473 code for a protein of 701 amino acids. NCBI's taxonomy places the organism in Eukaryota, Metazoa, Mollusca, Bivalvia, Pectinida, Pectinidae. Gene Ontology annotation, molecular function: beta-N-acetylhexosaminidase activity. The transcript is spliced from 15 exons.
UGAAAAGAAUUUCAAAUCAUUUGAAAAAUUAACAGACUAUUGUGGUAUCUUAACGCUGUUCCCGGUUAUACACAACUUUGCCAUGAGGCACUUGUGACAUCAGUGACAUGGUCGAGUGGUCAGUUGGAUACGAUACUGAUCUAGUAAGUGGUUUACUGUGACCGGAAGAGGAUUGAUGAGCAUGGGAUUUAUCGGAAGAAGUUUCUUAUAAUCCUGUGACGUUCCGUGUUUAUUUUUCAAACAAAGUGUACAGCUGUAUAUUGGAAUAUAAAUAGUAUGUAAAUACUGCAUUGUGUGACUCCAUUGUCUGACUGCCACUUCCGGAACCAGAAGAAACAAUACUAAAUGUCAGUGAGUACCAUCAGUCAUGAAGCAGGUUGUCCUUUGGUUCGUUUGUCUGAUGGUCACCGCUAUCAUCGCCAAGGAAAGCUCGAAUCACAUGGUGAUGAAACCAGCGAGGAGAAUUUUAACUUCUAACAGAAGAAAGUUAACAGAGAAAUUGUCAAAAUCGGAACAUAAUCCAUAUGUUGAUGUCAGCUGGGAUAAAGACCUUUUUAAAUUACACUUCCAAGGAACACAAGGAGCUAGGUUUAGAAUAGGAAGAUCUCCAAAGGCAACAUUCGGAGAACCUUGGCCAUUACCACAGAAGUACACUGUAAAACGAGACAUUGUCUAUAAUAUUGAUAAUGUAAAUUUUAAGAUUAUAAAAACUCAGAAUACAUGUGAUAUAUUAGAAAAGGCUAUACAAAGAUACGAGGAUAUUAUAUUCACAUUUGCUAUGGAGGAAAUCCACGAAAAUUUCGAAAACCUGCUACCGAAGACAGGGUCACACAGAACAUCUGAAAUGUACCUAAAUGCAAAGGGAAUCCGAACGCUAAAAAUUGCUGUCAAGAAUCCAUGCAACAAAUACCCCAAUGAAAACUCAAAGGAAGGGUACGUUCUAGAUGUCAAUGAGUCUGGGAUCAAUCUUAGUGCCACGGAGGUUUGGGGUGCCGUUCGAGGCCUCGAGACAGUCAGCCAACUGGUGUAUAAAUAUGGUGAAAAGUUUUACAUAAGGCAGCUAUCUAUCGAGGACUUCCCCAGGUUCCGGUACAGAGGUUUGAUGGUAGACACAGCGAGGCAUUUCUGGACGAAAGAAUUACUACAAUCCAUGUUGGAUGCCAUGGCAAUGAACAAAAUGAACGCGUUACACUGGCACAUAGUGGAUGACCAAUCAUUUCCGUACCAGAGCGAGGCGUUUCCUGAACUGUCUGAAAAAGGUGCCUAUCAUCCGUCUAUGGUCUACACACCGACAAUUAUUGCCGAUAUUGUAGAGUAUGCUAGGAUACGUGGGAUUAGGGUGAUCCCAGAAUUCGACAUACCAGGUCACACAUUUUCAUGGGGGCUUGGAAAACCCGAACUGAUGGCCCAGUGUUACUCUGACACAGGGCCCAUACCUGGCCACUAUAUCAACCUCGAUCCCAGCCAAAACAAGACGUACGUUUUCCUAGAAACAUUAUUUAAGGAAAUCACUGGAUUAUUUCAAGAUCCUGUCAUACACACAGGCGGUGACGAGGUUCCCAUGGACUGCUGGCGAUCCAACCCCGGAAUUCAACAGCUUGUUCGAAAGUUAGAUAACAGCUGGAAGACACAGGAGCUAGGAAAACCUUUGACGGCUAAGGCCUGGAACUACUUCGUCAACCGAGUAGCCAGAAUGGUUAAGAAAAUAGGAGAGGAAAGAGGCACCAACAAGCGAGUGAUGAUGUGGAAUGAAGUAUUCAGAAACGGUUUAAAGAUUCCGAGUGACUCAAUAAUACAGGUGUGGUUUGGGAAUUCAAAAGAAGUGGAGAAGGUGAUUGAGAGCGGAUACAACGUCAUCUACUCGGAGUGCUGGUAUCUGGACAAAGUUCAAGAAACACUUAACUGGCCCGAUCACUACCUCUGUGACCCCAAUACUCGCAAACCAGGAUUUGAAAAGAGAGAGGCCAUGAUACUUGGAGGUGAGGCAUGUCUGUGGACCGAGAACAUCGCCAGUGAAUCUGCAAUGUUUUACGCCUGGCCACGAGCGUCUGUCGUUGCUGAGCGGCUUUGGAGCCAUAGGGAUGUCAGGGACAUAAACGAAGCGGCAACACGUCUUCAGGAACAAAGGUGCCGGAUGAAAAGGCGUGGUUUACAAGUGGGUAUGAUCAACGGUCCAGACUACUGUCCUCCUUAUACAGAGACAAUGAAACCCAAGGUCAAGGUCGUCGACAAGGUUAUAAAUAAAUCUGACGAAAAUACACAGAUAAAGAUGUUAAUGGACCAAAUAAAAGAGGUUAUACCAAUAUCGGUCAUGGAAAACAGAAAACGCAAAGUUCGUCUCAAGUCCCAACAGGAGACAGUGUUCACUGUAAUGUUGUUCCUGCCUUUCUUGAUGUUUACGCUAUUGUACUGCUUUUUAAAGAUACGACGAUCAAAGAUCCUGGGCAGGAUCAAGCAUUUUAUAAAACGUUGAAAUCUAGGUUGACAUUUUUGUAUCAUGUUAUUUUAUGUGUUAUUAAAUUAUCACUUUACAUUUA